CGGGAGACUAGCUCACGGCCGGCAUGGAGGUAACGCGUCGUAUUCUCGUUCUUUGCAGGGUGAGGGUGAUCUCCCACUAUUCCAGCACAGUGCUUCCAGGAUUCCAUGAUCGAUCUUCUUUCUUCUCAUCCGCCAUGACGGUCGUCAGGAGCAAAUCCUUCGGCGGCUUUGCCUGCAAGGAGACUAAGGUCGAAAUCCCGGAUCAGCAGCAGGAUGACGAGCUCUCGCGGCUGAUUUCUCCUUCGGAAUCCUUCUCCUUCGGCCACCAGCAACAGAGGCGGCGGAGGAGUCCGAGCAGCGAAUUCUCGGGCCAGAUCCAGUCGCAGCAUUCGUUCCGCGAGGAUGUCUCUCACGCAGCAUCCGAGACAUAUCUUCUUACCAGGCUCACGUUCAAGCUCUUGAGAUACUUGGGGAUUGGCUAUCGAUGGAUGGUGAAAUUCAUUGCCUUGAGCCUGUACGCUACCUUUCUUAUGCCAGGAUUUAUUCAAGUUUCUUGGUACUAUUACUUCUCAAAGCGAGUACAUAGAAGCAUCGUGUAUGGUGAUCAGCCGAGAAACAGAUUGGACCUUUACUUACCAGAGAAAACUGACGGAUCUAAGCCUGCAGUGGCUUUCGUUACUGGUGGCGCGUGGAUUAUCGGAUACAAAGCGUGGGGAGCUCUUCUGGGUCGUCAGCUUGUCGACAGAGGGGUAAUUGUUGCGUGUAUAGAUUACAGGAACUUUCCUCAAGGUGGGAUAAGUGACAUGGUUGCCGAUGUAUCAACGGCACUUUCGUUUUUCUGCAAUAACAUUUCGAGCUAUGGUGGGAAUGUAGACAGGCUGUAUCUAGCUGGUCAAUCUGCUGGCGCACACAUUGCUUCCUGCGCUCUCGUCAACCAGGCUAGGAAAGAGGCCAUCCACGGAAAAUGCAAUCUUUUGUGGAGUGCCACCCAGUUCAAGGCCUUCUUUGGCAUAUCUGGAGGAUACAAUCUUUUCAAGCUUGUAGAUCACUUUCAUAAUCGAGGCCUGUACAGAUCGCUCUUUCUGAGUGUAAUGGAAGGGGAAGGAUCGUUAGCACAGCAUUCUCCGGAAAUAGUUGUUAGCAGCAGAGAAUUUCAGCCGGCCGUGCCUUUGCUACCGACCAUGGUUUUGUGCCAUGGGACGGCCGACUACUCAAUUCCUCACAGCUCGAGUGUUAGCUUUGCCGAGGCACUAGGACGUGUAAAUGCGAAUGUGGUCACUAAUUUUUACAAGGACAAGACCCACACCGACAUCAUCAUACAGGACCCAAUGCGUGGGGGCAAAGAUGAGCUUCUUUACGACAUACUCGAGGUGAUAUACCGAGACAACGAGGCCGAGGUUGAUCGAGGGCGGCUGGAUAGACGGAUGCUGCCAGAGAUUUUGCUCAAGCUCGCGAGGAAGGUGAGUCCCUUCUAGCAGCACCUCCGUGAUACAUAUGUACAAUAUACGAGUGUAUCUAUCAAAGAAAUCAAUAGAGAUGUUUGGUUUUCCUGGCGUCAAA
Molecule: messenger RNA, 1500 nt
Organism: Selaginella moellendorffii
Lineage: Eukaryota; Viridiplantae; Streptophyta; Lycopodiopsida; Selaginellales; Selaginellaceae
Product: probable isoprenylcysteine alpha-carbonyl methylesterase ICMEL2
Exons: 10
Coding region: 24-1415 (463 amino acids)
Source: RefSeq, a predicted model, not a curated record